Paramuricea clavata is the source of this 3167-nucleotide messenger RNA. The record is from the annotation of a GenBank genome assembly. NCBI's taxonomy places the organism in Eukaryota, Metazoa, Cnidaria, Anthozoa, Malacalcyonacea, Plexauridae.
CGCCUUACUUGUGAUAAAAUGUGUGCACGAAAUGCAAGAAGAAAGUGUUUAUACGAAAUUAAUUGCCUCCUACCAGCGUGAGGAUGAUGGUGAAGAAGUUUGCUUAAGCAAUUUAAAUAUUGCACCAGUGGAAGCUACUGCUUUGUUUGAAUUUCUAAGUUACGUAAACAACUUGCACAAGCUUAAUAUGACUAAUUGUGUCAUGGAGCAUUUGGUUUUCCGUGAAUUCACCAAGUUGCUGAUGAAAGAUAAUGAAAACUGCAAACUUACUGAAUUAGACAUAAGCCUAACUAAAUUGACAGAUGAAAAUGCUGAAUGUUUAAGUAAUGCUUUGACGAGUGACAACUGCAAACUUACUGAAUUAGACAUAAGCCGCAAUAAUUUAACACGUGAAGGUGCUAAAUGUUUAAGUGAUGCUCUGAUGAGCGACAAGUGCCAACUUACUAAAUUGGGCAUAGGCCACAAUAAGUUAACACAUAAAAGUGCUAAACAUUUAAGUGAUGCUCUGAUGAGUGACAAGUGCAAACUUACUAAAUUGGGCAUAGGUCACAAUAAGUUAACACAUAAAGGUGCUAAACAUUUAAGUGAUGCUCUGAUGAGUGACAAGUGCAAACUUACUAAAUUGGACAUAAGCUACAAUAAUUUAACACAUGAAGGUGCUAAACAUUUAAGUGAUGCUCUGAUGAAUGACAACUGCAAACUUACUAAAUUAGACAUAAGUGGCAAUUAUUUAAGACAUGAAGGUGCAAAACAUUUAAGUGAUGCUCUGAUGAGUGACAAGUGCAAACUUACUGAAUUAAAUAUAGGUGGCAAUUAUUUAACACUUGAAAAUACAAAACAUUUAAGUGAUGCUCUGAUGAGUGACAACUGCAAACUUACUGAAUUAAACAUAAGCAGCAAUAAUUUAACACAUGAAGGUGCUAAACAUUUAAGUGAUGCUCUGAUGAGUGACAACUGCAAACUUACUGAAUUAAACAUAAGCGACAAUAUUUUAACAAAUGAAUUAGCUGCUAAACAUUUAAGUGAUGCUCUGAUGAGUGAUAAGUGCAAACUUACUCGAUUAGACAUAAGCUACAAUAAUUUAACACAUGAAGGUGCUAAACAUUUAAGUGAUGCUCUGAUGAUAAAUAUAGGUGGCAAUUAUUUAAUAUAUGAAAAUACAAAACAUUUAAGUGAUGCUCUGAGUGACAACUGCAAACUUACUGAAUUAAACAUAAGCAACAAUAAUUUAACAAAUGAAGGUGCUAAACAUUUAAGUGAUGCUCUGAUGAGUGACAAGUGCAAACUUACUAAAUUAGACAUAAGCCACAAUAAGUUAACACAUGAAGGUGCUAAAUAUUUAAGCGAUGCUCUGAUGAGUGACAAGUGCAAACUUACUAAAUUAGACAUAAGCCGCAAUAAUUUAACACAUGAAGGUGCAAAACAUUUAAGUGAUGCUCUGAUGAUAAAUAUAGGUGGCAAUUAUUUAGUAUAUGAAAAUACAAAACAUUUAAGUAAUGCUCUGAUGAGUGACAACUGCAAACUUACUGAAUUAAACAUAAGCAACAAUAAUUUAACACAUGAAGGUGCUAAACAUUUAAGUGAUGCUCUGAUGAGUGACAAGUGCAAACUUACUAAAUUAGACAUAAGCUACAAUAAUUUAACAAAUGAAGGUGCUAAACAUUUAAGCGAUGCUCUGAUGAGUGACAAGUGCAAACUUACUAAAUUAGACAUAAGCCACAAUAAUUUAACACAUGAAGGUGCUAAAUGUUUAAGUGAUGCUCUGACGAGUGACACGUGCAAACUUACUGAAUUAGGGCAUACUUCGAAACCCGGACCGGACUCGGACCCCGACUCGGGCAGGGACUCGAAAUAGAAAAAAAAACGGAUUCGAAACAAAGACUCUGUGUGCGAGAAUGGAAAGGUUUUUUGCAAAGGAUUAACAAUAGUUAUUAACAUGAUAAACGUGUUAAAUAAAAGAAUAAUCACUUAUAGGUAUACUGGAACCAAUUGGAUAUAACAUGCAAUAAUUUAACACAUGAAGGUGCUAAACAUUUAAGUGAUGCUCUGAUGAGUGACAAGUGCAAACUUGCUGAAUUAGAUAUAACAUGCAAUAAUUUAACAGGUGAAGGUGCUAAACGUUUACGUGAUGCCAUGCAUGAACAGUCACAACUGCAAUCUUACGAAAUUACACGCGUAUAGGGACUAAAUACUGCUCUGAAGAGUGACAACUGUGAACUUACCGAAUUAAGAACGAGGAACUGGAAUAUGAACUAAAAACAUGACUGUAUUUAGAGUUGUAUAGCAGAAAUUAAUUUGAGUUAUAUUGAUUGUUUAUAAAACGUAGGAAAAUAGAAAUUGAAAAACAUCGUUGUAUUUAGUGUUGCAUAGUAGAGAUUUGUAACGUACUGUUGGAUUACUAUAAAAUAGAUUUGAGCAAAUGAGAUGUUGGAUUAUAUGACACUUAACCAUGGUUGUAUUUAGAGUUGCAUAGUAGAGGUUUGAGCAAAUGAAAUGUUGGAUUAUAUGUCAUUGAAACAUGGUUGUAUUUAGUGUUGCAUAGUAGAGGUUUGAGUAAAAGAAAUGUUGGAUUAUAUGACAUUGAAACAUGGUUGUAUUUAGUGUUGCAUAGUAGAGGUUUGAGUAAAAGAAAUGUUGGAUUAUAUAUGACAUUGAAACAUGGGUGUAUUUAGUGUUGCAUAGUAGAGGUUUGAGUAAAAGAAAUGUUGGAUUAUAUGACAAUGAAACAUGGUUGUAUUUAGAGUUGCAGUUAAUAAGCCUGGUUUCCAUAUGGUUGCAACUGACAAUGUCGCAAGUUAAUUUCGUACCCUGCAGGGAUCGUUCAAGCAGCUGGCGGCAGUUUUAAAAGACAAACACGGUCCCCCCAAACGGGACAACCCCCCCCCCCUGAUUGUCGCAAAACUGUUGCCACGCUGUCGUUUUCCUGUUUCCAUUGGGGAGCUUAAGCAUGUAGGACGGCAACACGACGACGACGGCAACUAAUACAAAGAUUCAAUGAAAAGAAAUAAAUAAUUAAAGUCCCAGGGGAGUUUCAGACGUAGUCGUCGCUCUGUAUAUACAACAGCAAAUCACAGGUUUUCACGUGUUUUAUGAAACGCCUGCAUUUCAAGCCGUAACAAGUGUAACUUAAAAUUCGGUCCAGUAGAACUCUUUCCAAACAUAAAGCC